Gavialis gangeticus (Gharial) is the source of this 1707-nucleotide messenger RNA. It is a transcript of the gene DNAJC7, whose product is annotated as DnaJ heat shock protein family (Hsp40) member C7. The coding region runs from base 16 to 1440 and encodes 474 amino acids. NCBI's taxonomy places the organism in Eukaryota, Metazoa, Chordata, Crocodylia, Gavialidae. Gene Ontology annotation, molecular function: protein binding. The record is from RefSeq and is a predicted model, not a curated record. The transcript has 14 exons.
CCAGUGUUGAUUGAAAUGCAUCCUAGAACAGGAGAAGCAGAAUCUUUCAAGGAGCAAGGAAAUGUUUAUUAUGCCAAGAAAGAUUACAAUGAAGCAUACAACUACUACACAAAAGCCAUAGAUACAUGUCCUCAUAAUGCCAGUUAUUAUGGCAACAGAGCUGCCACCCUGAUGAUGUUGGGGAGGUUCCGGGAAGCACUAGGAGACUCCCAGCAGUCAGUCAGAUUGGAUGAUUGCUUUGUAAGGGGGCACCUCCGGGAAGGGAAAUGUCAUCUCUCCCUAGGAAAUGCCAUGGCUGCCAGCCGCUGCUUUCAACGGGUUCUAGAAUUGGAUCAUAAAAAUACUCAGGCGCAACAGGAGUUGAAGAAUGCCAGUGCUGUCCUGGAAUACGAGAAAAUAGCUGAAAUAGACUUUGAGAAACGAGAUUUCAGGAAGGCUGUAUUUUGCAUGGACCGUGCUUUGGAAUUUGCUCCUGCUUGUCACCGGUUCAAAAUCCUCAAAGCUGAGUGUUUAGCGUUACUGGGUCGCUAUCCAGAAGCACAGUCUGUAGCAAGUGACAUCUUGCGAAUGGACUCCACGAAUGCAGAUGCCCUUUAUGUCAGAGGUCUUUGCCUUUACUAUGAAGACUGUAUUGAGAAGGCUGUGCAGUUCUUCAUCCAAGCACUCAGGAUGGCUCCCGAUCACGAGAAAGCAUGUAUGGCCUGCCGAAAUGCCAAAGCACUUAAAGCAAAGAAAGAAGAUGGAAAUAAAGCAUUUAAAGAAGGAAAUUAUAAACUAGCUUAUGAACUCUACACAGAGGCACUGGGGAUAGAUCCCAAUAACAUAAAAACAAAUGCCAAACUCUACUGUAACCGAGGGACAGUUAAUUCAAAGCUUAGGAAACUAGAAGAAGCAAUAGAUGACUGCACAAAUGCAAUAAAACUGGAUGACACGUAUAUCAAAGCAUAUUUGAGGAGAGCACAAUGCUAUAUGGACACAGAACAAUAUGAAGAUGCCGUAAGGGAUUAUGAAAAGGUUUAUCAGACAGAAAAAACAAAAGAACACAAGCAGCUCCUAAAAAAUGCACAGUUGGAACUGAAAAAAAGCAAAAGGAAAGACUACUAUAAAAUCCUUGGGGUGGAUAAAAAUGCUUCUGAAGAUGAGAUCAAGAAGGCCUACAGGAAACGGGCACUCAUGCAUCACCCAGACCGGCAUAGUGGGGCAAGUGCAGAAGUGCAAAAAGAGGAGGAGAAAAAAUUUAAAGAGGUUGGCGAGGCCUUCACCAUUCUGUCCGAUCCCAAGAAAAAGGCUCGCUAUGACAGCGGGCAAGAUCUGGAAGAGGAUGGAUUGAAUAUGGGAGAUUUUGAUGCAAACAAUAUCUUCAAGGCCUUCUUUGGUGGACCUGGUGGCUUCAGUUUUGAAGCUUCCGGGCCAGGAAAUUUCUUUUUCCAGUUUGGCUAAAAUAAAACCAAUCCAAGCCCUACACAUCUCUGAUCUGCUUGUUUUAACCUCAGAUAUGGACAUACGUAGAUUCCUUCCUUCAUCAUGUCUCAUUGUACUUAGAGCAGUUUCAUUUUCUCAAUUGGAGACCUCCGUUUUGUGUGCUUUGUGCGUGAAGAGGAAACCAGCUUGGGGGGGAGGGAAGGUUUGUGAAUUUUGUUUUACUGUUAACUUUAUUAAAAAAAAAAAAAAAGAAAAAUAAAAGUUUUGAAUCUUCUGGUCCCUCCA